Messenger RNA from Theileria equi strain WA, 1076 nucleotides. RefSeq lists its product as hypothetical. NCBI's taxonomy places the organism in Eukaryota, Apicomplexa, Aconoidasida, Piroplasmida, Theileriidae. The record is from RefSeq and is a predicted model, not a curated record. The transcript is spliced from 3 exons. The coding region runs from base 15 to 1076 and encodes 353 amino acids.
AGUAUUUAUAUAAUAUGCCCUUUAAGAAAAAACUAGUUGACCAUGAUAAGGUCGUCAAGCCAAAGAAAAAACUUAAACUUGGCCGAGGCACUAUUAAGAUUGGACCUGAUGAUGAUAAGAUAGUAAAGGUUGAGCGCGCUAGUGACGCCGAGGUAAAAGAAGAGGUUGUGGAAACAAAAAAUGAAAAUGUUAGGGUGGAAAGUAAUGAUUCUAUCAAAAAAUCUUCUCUCAGGGAUGAAGUAAAGGAUAACAUCAUGAAUAAACUCAAGUUUGCCUCAGAAUUACUACAAGUUCCUGUUGCAGGGGAACUAUAUGAAGAAAGAUGUGCUUUAAAGACCGCAGAGACUAUUAUACUCUUUUGCCACAAGUUAGAUCUAUCCUUCUCAACUCUGUUAACUGCCCUAGUCUAUUUACAGCUCUAUAAAAACUCUAGUAAACAAUGGAGAAAUUCCAAACAGUAUUCUAUCGCAAUUUCAAGUUCAAAACGCAAGAAAUUUCUCAAGAGAGAUGAGCAGUUUUUAACAUGUGCAGCGUGUGUCUUGCUGGCAUGGAAAUAUAAGGAAGAUGAAAUUGGAGCUACAAAAUCUUCCAAAAAGUUAUUUGAUAUAAGUACUACACUCUACAAGAUAAUAGUUAGCCAAAGUUCCAGGAAGACUCCGGAAAUGUCCGUUUCUGCGUGGAUGUUACAAGAUAAUGGAGAUGAGAUUACAAGAUUGAAGUCGCAUAUAAUUGAGCAUGAAACACAUUUAUUACAUGCUUUAGAUUAUUUUAUCGGUCCAAUACCAAUGCCACACACUUUAAUUGGUGCAUAUGUUAAGUUUUUCGUAAUGGCGGUAUCUCUGGAAAUUUCAGAUCACCACGAAUAUGCCAAAAAGUUGCAGGAUUUGGUUGAAAUAUUGAUUCUAGAUUGCUACAAAACGCAAAUGUGUAUUGAUUAUACACCAAACGAACUUGUGGCAAUCUGUAUCAUAAAGGCCGCAUGUUUACUCGCCUUUUCCUGCCAAGACAGCCCAUUUCUUGCAAACGAUAGUGAAGAAAAUUUUCUUGAAUAUGCGAUUGGUUUGUUAUUUUGCUAA